GACAUAAAACGCACCAGUCUCGCUCCCAAAGCGACAGCGCAGGUAACCAAUCAUCUGGCGAGUCCCGCCCACGCGUGUCAAUGACACGGAGGCGGAGGCGGGAGCGGCUGGCGCUGCCUGGUGGGGUCCCAUUGGCGCAGGUGAUCCGUGUCAGGAUGCGAGCGGAGCGCGGAGGAGGAGAGGGGCAGAGCGAGGGGCAUCCGCCGACGGAAGAGAGUCCGGGGCUCGGCUGGGAGUAGAAGCAGGAUCCGGGCCCGCGUGCGUCCGCCCGUCCGUCACCACAGGGGCUUUGAGAAAUGAGCAGGCUUUUUUCCGGCCGGUAAUAAUACUAUGAUUUGGUAUGUGGCCACUCUGAUAGCAAGUGUAUUCAGCACCCGCGGAACGGCCGCUCAAGGUGCCCACGGAGUGCGAGAGGAGCCCCAGUUUGUGACAGCACGUGCAGGAGAGAGUGUCAUCCUGGGAUGCAAUGUGCCCCACCCCCUGAACGGACAGCCUUAUGUGGUGGAGUGGUUUAAGUAUGGAAUGCCAAUUCCUUUCUUCAUCAACUUUCGCUUCUACCCCCCUCAUGUGGACCCAGAGUAUGCUGGCCGGGCCAGUCUGCACGGCAAGUCCUCCCUGCGGAUAGACAAUGUGCGUUCAGAUGACCAUGGCUGGUACGAGUGUAAAGUGCUGAUGCUCCAACAGCAGUAUGACACCUUCCACAACGGCAGCUGGGUUCACCUGACUGUCAACGCCCCCCCCACAUUCACAGACACACCACCUCAGUAUGUCGAGGCCAAGGAGGGGGGAAGCAUCACUUUGACCUGCAUGGCGUUCGGAAACCCCAAACCCUCUGUCAGCUGGCUGCGAGAAGGCAGUCUGAUGGUCAGCAGUGCCAAGUAUAAGCUGUCUGAUGGGAGUUUGACGGUGCUAUCCAUCACCCGGCAAGACCGUGGAGCCUACAUGUGUCGAGCCUUUAGCCUCCAGGGUGAGGCCAUCCACACAACACGACUGCUAGUACAAGGCCCACCGUUUAUCAUAUCGCCACCAGAGAACAUAACCGUGAACAUCUCACAGGACGCCUUCUUCACUUGCCAGGCGGAGGCCUAUCCUCGCAACCUGACCUACACCUGGUUCUGGGAGCAGGACAACGUCUUCUUCAAGAAUGACCUGAAACGAAGAGUCAGUAUUCUCAUCGACGGUUCCCUCAUCAUUGCUCAAGUAAAGCCGGAGGAUGCUGGGAAAUACACCUGUGUGCCCAGCAACAGCCUUGGCCAGCCACCAUCUGCCUCUGCCUACCUGACAGUGCAAUAUCCUGCCCGGGUGGUAAACAUGCCGUCUGUCAUUUACGUGGCAAUUGGUCUGCCUGGAUUCAUUCGCUGUCCAGUGGAUGCCAACCCUCCUGUAACUCUUGUUAAGUGGAAGAAAGAUGGCCUCUUCCUGCGCAUAGAUAAGUUUCCUGGGUGGAGCCAGAUGGACGAUGGGAGCAUCCGUGUGGCUGAAGUGACAGAGGACUCUCUGGGCACCUAUUCUUGCAUGCCUUACAAUGCCCUGGGUUCCAUGGGGUGGUCCCCUCCUGCUCCCCUGGUGCUAAAGGACCCUCCAAAAUUCUCUGUUGUUCCUGGAGGGGAGUACAGGCAGGAGGUGGGGAGAGAGCUGGUCAUCCCAUGUGAGGCAGAGGGAGACCCCUUCCCCAACAUCACAUGGAGGAAGGUUGGGAAGCCCAGCCGAAGCAAGCACAAUGUUCUGCCCCGAGGCAGCUUACAGCUGAAGUCACUCACAAAGGAAGAUCACGGGGAGUGGGAAUGUGUUGCGACUAAUGUUGCCACUAGCAUCACUGCCAGCACGCAUGUCCAAGUCAUAGGCACAAGCCCCCACGCUCCCACCAAUGUCCAUGCAGUGGCCUCCUCUACAUGGGCCAACGUGUCCUGGGAGGCCGGCUACAGUGGAGGCUUCCAGCAGACAUUUUCAGUCUGGUACGGCCAUGUGAUAAAGAGGGAGCGUUUAGGCCCGCAUGACUGGCUUUCCACAGCCGUGCCAGGAGGCCAAAACUGGAAGUUGGUGUCCGGCUUGGAGCCAGAGACAACGUACCAGUUUAGUGUUCUGGCUCAGAACAAGCUUGGCACUAGCCCCUUCAGCGAGGUUGUCACUGUGAACACACUAGUAUUUCCUACAAGUUCCCCUGAGCCAUUGGUGCUGCUUACCCCACCACGGUGCCUCACAGCCAAUCGCACGCAGCAGGGAGUCCUGCUCACCUGGAUCCCACCUGCCAAUCACUCAGCACCUAUCCAGCAUUAUGUGAUGGAGUUUCGCCUGGGGGAGCGUUGGGAGAUCUUGGAUGACAGCAUUCCCCCUGUGGAGUUGGAGUUGCUCGCCCGCGACCUCAUCCAGGAGGCCUGGUAUGAGUUUCGUAUCAUGGCUGUAAUGGAUGAUACAAUCAGCGAGCCCAGUAAUGUUGUUGGAGUUUCGAGCACAGAUUUCUUCCCCCCUCCAGAAAUGGUGGAUGAGCGUGGACUGACUCGGCCUGUCGUGGCUGGCAUUGUGGCCACCAUCUGCUUCCUCGCAGCAGCCAUCCUGUUCAGCACAAUGGCUGCCUUCUUUGUCAACAAGCAACGCCGGAAGAAACUCAAGAAGAAAAGAGAUCCUCCUCUUUCUUUAACCCACUGCAGAAAAAGCAUGGAAACUCCGUCAUCUUCAGGAAUCAUGAGCCCUGUGAGCGUUCGCUCAAAGGCAUCCCUAUCAGAGUCAUCUGACGGCAGUCAUGACCAGCAAGGAAGGAAAUCCUCUCCAAGUCCAGAGAAAAAGGAGGAACUGUCUCUCUACAAGAGGACCAAAAGAGCAAUAACAAGCAAGAAGUACACCUCAAAACAUGAAGCUGAACCAAUAACACCCAUAGAACUUAUCAGACGUGGUCCAGAUGGGAGAUUUGUCAUAGAUUCCACUGAUGCAGAAAUGUCUGUCAAGCCCAGGCGAAUCCAGGGCUUCCCUUUUGUCGAAGAAUCAGACCUCUAUCCAGAAUUUCGGCAGUCAGAUGAGGAGAAUGAUGAUCCCAGGUCUCUUCCGCCAGUAAUGGCUCCUCUUCGGCCGCAUCAGAUUUCUCCCAUCUCCAGUCAGGAAUCCUAUCUUCAUCCUCCAGCCUACAGCCCUCGCUUCCACAGGCCUUUUGAAGGUAUGACCAUCAUGGAGAGCAGCCGGCUGCAGGCCACAGGGCAGAUCCGAGGUUCUCUACAUCAUAGGGCUUUCUAUGGCUAUUUGGGCCCCCACGGAGAUCAUGAUCCUCCACCACCUUUUUACAUGCCUGAAACCAGCCCACUCAGCUCUGUCAUGUCCUCCCCUCCAUACCUUGCUGAGGGUCCUUUUGUGCACCCUGUGAUUCCUGAGGAAAUGGAAGAGGGGGAUUUUCCACACUAUGCUGUUUCCAGUUUCCCUCUUCCGUUGGCACUAACUCCUUCCUCCCGUUCACCAGAGAUUUGGCAAGGACUGGAUUUUACCUUUUCCAGCCUGGAGGGGCCUCGGUUUAUUUUUCCUCCACAUUACCCCCUGCAUCUUCGCCAAGACCACACUUAUCCCCCUCCACCCCAUACUUUUCCUUACAGCUCUUUCAAAGCCUCCUCUUCUUUACCGAUGCCCACUUAUCCAACUGUCCUGCCACUGGAAGCCCCAAAGAACUUCCCAAGAAAGUCUCCAAGUAAGACCAAGCCUCGUGGCUCCCCAGCCAGGCAUCUAGCUAUGCAAGAUGCACAUUUAGGGCAGCUAAGACACACGGGUCAAGGUAUAGGCGUGCCGGUUUUGCCUUACACUGAUCCAAUGGCCCAUAUUGUCCCUAGCACAUUCAGUAGUCUAGAUACACGGUGGUUUGACACCACCCCUCAUUUUAGUCCAAGGCAGACGCGUAGGAUGGAUUCUGGCAUGCAUCAGGUGGUUCUACAGCCUUCUCGACUCUCACCCCUUACCCAAAGCCCUUUUAGCUCUCAUGAAAGCUCCCCAGAGAUGGUUGUGCGUCCUAGACCACGUCCUAGUAUAGUUCAACCUCCUAUGCCCACAGAGAUGUCUGAGAUUACGCUCCUCCCUCCUUCUGCAGCCAGCUUCUCAAGGAGAUCAUCCCCCUCAUCCUCACCUGCCCAAGGCCAGGGUACCCCCAGCUAUCGAUCUCAUAUGGCUUUUUCAGCCUCUGCAACAAGCUACCCAGCUUCCCUGUCCCCCUCACCUUCCUUGGAAACCAUCAAUUUAUUUGGACAGAUGCCGUCUCAGAGGAGGACAGAGGAGGAGAUCCUUCCAUCAGAGCCCUCUCCACCCCAGUUGUCAGCUUCAGGAAAACGUCGAGGUGCGCAGAGUGUCCUUUUUGGGUCUGAGAGGAUUGAUGCACUUAGAUACCAACGGAUUAAAAAGGCCAAGAAGAUGAUGAUCAACCACAAUAACUCCAAAACUAGAAAGAAAGCAGGUGUCUCCACCUCUCAGACCCAGCAGUCCUACACCUCUCAGGUACUCCAGCCCGAAGGAGAUCUCUACCUCCGCAAGAAGAAGAAGCGGCCAAUUCUUCAAGAUCCAUACACUCGUUUUUCUGCUCUUCUGUACCGCCGGCCCACUCGAGAAGACCAGAAGGCUAUUUUAGCUAGCAUGGAUAACAUAGACUUGGACCACGCCACACUCCUCUGAAAGCACCUGUAAGAUGAAGCCGUGUUUGUGACACUCACCCCCACCACCACAUCUCCAUCCUUGUGUCACAUAAGUACUGCUGUGGCCACAUCCCAGCUGGAGGAAAAUACAUCUACAAACAUUAGGACAUUUAGAGUUCAGACUUCACUUGCAAUCACCUGAACUUCCAUGAAUUAGCAGUGGGCUGUAGCCACAGGAUCCCCACAAACAGACUCUGCUUGGAACAGCUAAUGGCUGGAUUAGUACAUUGGCAUGAUGUCCCAGAUUGGACAGCUGUUUGAAGUGUCUCUAAAAUAGUUCAUACGACCAAACAAUGUCAGUAUCUACAAACGCGGACACUAAAAGAAACAAUCAUUGUGGAAAUUCAAAAGUGAGUGGUUUACACUUAAUUUAGCCUUUCAACAAGUCAAAGUCAUAACUUUCUUAAUUUAAAGGUUCUUACUCCAGUGCAAAAACAGUAGGCCUCAUUUUCAGGUAGAAUUUGUUCACACGUUUUGCUUGUUGCCUUCAACCAGUCUCUAAAUCCCCCCAACUCCUGUCUUACAAGCCCCUCUCCAAAAGAACCUACCACUGGAUGCUUUGAGCCACUUAGCUUCUCCUUUGCUGGAAAAUGUUGCCCUCAAAUGUGUGUGUUUCCACAGCCAGGAUCCCACAAGCAGCGACCUUUUCUGCUGCUGUCAUCAUCACAUUCUUCUUUUUUGACACAUGAAGAUUUCUGGUGCAAACUAAAGUGAUCCUUAACUCAAAUGCUCAUUUUAAAAGUCUUUGUUGAUAAAUGGCAUGCUCUCAAACAUCAGUUUGUGGUUUCUAAGGUUUUAGCUUUACCUGCUCAUCCUGUGGAAGAGUGGCAGUUUGUACUUUGUUUUUUGUUUUUUAACCCCUUUAUGGAAAACGUUUUUUUUAGUGGAAACAAAGGACAAGGGAGGAAAUAGAUGCUUCAAGUGGAAAAAAGAAAGCUCUAGAUUUUUUGUUGUGCAGGAGGUUGUAUUUGGUGCCAUUGUUUGUUUACAUUCUGGACAUAAAUCCCACAAGUUUUCUGAAAUUUUCCUCAUUGAUAUUUGAAGGAAUGACAUUUUUUUUCUUCUUCUUCUUUUUUUUUUUUUGCGUGCGGGUUCCUGUGUUGUUUUAUAGCUCCAACCUGUUUUUGUCAUUAAAAUGAGAGGACAGGACACAGCAACUGAGCCGCUAAACGUUACCACAGGUGAUGGGUAUCCACGUGAAAAAUCAGCUGUUUGGUUUAGACGUUCAGUUUAGGAAGAAAAGGGUUCUGUUUUCCUGAAAAACCAGAAUGUAAAGCUGAUUUCUAUAUUUUAUUUUGAAACGUGGGAAGUUGUGUAAGGCAAAGGAGCACAUUGGUUUUAUUUUAAAGCUUUUUGCUUUACCUUUGAAGGCUUUUCAUGCUUGUGUUAUUUUUUUUAAUCAAUUAAAUUUAGCAAAUACGAUUGUAAUAUCAAUUACUUUUUAAACUGCUGCCUCAGAUCAGCUUUCUAAAAGUGUCAGCUCUCUAAGUGAAAGAUUCAUUUAAAUAUUUGUGCAAUACAUUCAAAGAAAAGGAGCACUUUUAAGGGUCAGUCUGCAGUAUAAUACUUUAAACUGGAAACUGAUCAUAUAGAUUUUAUCUCAUUUGUAUCUAAAAUGUUGAAAACAUGUUAGAAGGUGAGUUAUUGUUUAGUUAAUAGGAAAAAUUGGGUUGAUGAAACAAGUCUCUUUGUAAUGAUAGCAACAGGUCUGGAGUUCCACCAAAGCGUGGGUAUACGAGAACAAGACUGACUGGAUAAAGCAGAAAAUGAUGGGAACCUGUCAGUGCUUUUGUCUCAUCACAUGGCUGGAUGUCACUUUCAUUUUCAAAACCUGCUUUCUUUGCUUCACAUUUAAUGACAUUGAGGGAGAAAUAAAAGCAUGUUUCUGG
Oryzias latipes (Japanese medaka) is the source of this 6544-nucleotide messenger RNA. It is a transcript of the gene igsf9bb, whose product is annotated as immunoglobulin superfamily, member 9Bb. The record is from RefSeq and is a predicted model, not a curated record. Gene Ontology annotation, cellular component: neuron projection. Lineage: Eukaryota; Metazoa; Chordata; Actinopteri; Beloniformes; Adrianichthyidae. Gene Ontology annotation, molecular function: protein binding.